AUGGGGAGGUCAUCGCCGGCUCCUCUGCUUCCUCCCGUCGCCCAACACCUGCAGCAGAGCUCUCUCAUGGUCUCCUCCCCGGUCUCAGGAAGCUUGAGCUUAGAGCCACCGGAUGAACAACACAUGAGUUUUUUCCUCUAUCCCCUCAUCCUUGUCCUAGCGGCUGUCACGUUAGCCUUCUCCUACUACCUCCACAAAAGACGCGUUCCAGACCGUCGUCUGCCGGUCUAUUUGCCGCAGCAGGAUCGACCUGCCCGCCCUACAACCGUGCCAAAUUUAGCUACAAAGACCGACGUGGGCGUGGAGAUUCCGGUCAUCGUCUACGGCGACGGCAGGUCUCCUGCUGAGGCCGACGAGAAGGAGAGCUGCGCGAUAUGCUUGGAUAACUUUGAGGCCGGAGGGGAGGUGGGGAUGCUGCCGCGAUGCAGCCACAUGUUCCACCCUGCGUGCAUCAAGAAAUGGUGGCUCUAUGCCGACUGCAAGACCUGCCCGCUUUGCAGGGCCGUCGUGAUCGCAGAAACAGCAGCAGUAACAGAACCGUGA
Messenger RNA from Musa acuminata AAA Group (dessert banana), 543 nucleotides. Its product is annotated as RING-H2 finger protein ATL66-like. The coding region runs from base 1 to 543 and encodes 180 amino acids. The record is from RefSeq and is a predicted model, not a curated record. The transcript has a single exon. Lineage: Eukaryota; Viridiplantae; Streptophyta; Magnoliopsida; Zingiberales; Musaceae.